Molecule: messenger RNA, 1286 nt
Organism: Acipenser ruthenus (sterlet)
Lineage: Eukaryota; Metazoa; Chordata; Actinopteri; Acipenseriformes; Acipenseridae
Product: quinone oxidoreductase PIG3-like
Exons: 6
Coding region: 127-1131 (334 amino acids)
Molecular function (GO): quinone binding; quinone reductase (NADPH) activity; NADPH binding
Source: RefSeq, a predicted model, not a curated record
GCUCACAAUGUUGUUUUUGUGGUUAAGUUUUUUUGUUUUUGUUUUUUGAAAUGUAAUGUUUUUACAUUCUAUUUCAAUAAGGUAGCUGAAGAUGCAUUAUUGUGCACAUUAAUGGGCCGAUGAGAAAUGCUGGCAGUAUAUACUGAUGCACCAGGAGGACCAGAAAACCUUUAUUUAAAAAAGGUGCCUAGGCCUGAGCCAGGAAACAGAGAUGUUCUUAUAAAAGUCCGUGCCAGCGCUCUGAACAGAGCUGACUUAUUGCAGAGAAGAGGAAGGUACCCUCCUCCUCCAGGAGCCAGUACAAUAUUGGGUCUGGAGGCUGCUGGGGAUGUAUCAGGUCUGGGAGCUGGCUGUAGGGGCUCAUGGUCGGUAGGAGACAGGGUCAUGGCACUGCUGUCAGGAGGAGGGAAUGCACAGUAUGUCACAGUGCCAGAAGAUCAUGUGAUGGCAAUUCCCAAUCACAUGACCUUCUCCCAGGCCGCUGCUAUUCCCGAGGCCUGGCUGACAGCCUAUCAACUGUUGCACCUUGUAGCUGAAGUACAAAAGGGGGAGACAGUGCUUAUCCACGCUGGAGCCAGUGGCGUUGGAACAGCCGCAAUUCAACUGUGCCGCUUGGCAGGAGCUGUUCCCAUAGUAACAGCAGGCAGCCCUGGCAAACUGAAGAUGGCAGCAGAGCUUGGGGCAGCCGCCGGGUUUAACUAUAAAGAGGAGGAUUUCUCUGAAAAUACCCUGGCAUUCACAAAGGGUCAUGGUGCGAAUGCUAUACUAGACUGCAUCGGUGGAUCCAAUUGGGAGAGGAACGUGAAGUGCCUAAGUACUGAUGGCAGAUGGGUAGUGUAUGGGAUGAUGGGAGGAAGUGAAGUGCAUGGAGAUAUUCUGGGAAAGCUGCUGUUUAAAAGAGGACGUCUCCUUACUUCUCAUUUGAGGUCACGCAGCAUGGAGUAUAAAGCCAAUCUGGUGAAAUCUUUUAGAGACAAUGUGCUGCCACACUUCUCACCCGACUUACCAACUCCACUUCAGCCAGUAAUUGACUGUGUCUUCCCAAUGGACCAGAUCGCCGAUGCACACAGUUACAUGGAAGCCAACAAAAACACUGGCAAAAUUAUAAUAAGCAUAGAUCCUUCAACAUAACAAUAAUCCUGAAAUCCAGUAUAUUUGUGAUAUAAUAGAAUAUAACUUGAUCUAAAAAAUAAUUAACAUUACGUAAUGAAUAAUAACUGCACGUUAUGUAAUAGAAUAUGAAUAAUGUAUGACAUGUUAAAAUAAAAUACACUUACAUUCUCUUA